Molecule: messenger RNA, 1517 nt
Organism: Cyclopterus lumpus (lumpfish)
Lineage: Eukaryota; Metazoa; Chordata; Actinopteri; Perciformes; Cyclopteridae
Product: gamma-aminobutyric acid receptor subunit gamma-3
Exons: 9
Coding region: 1-1329 (442 amino acids)
Biological process (GO): monoatomic ion transmembrane transport; gamma-aminobutyric acid signaling pathway; signal transduction
Cellular component (GO): neuron projection; dendrite membrane; postsynapse
Molecular function (GO): inhibitory extracellular ligand-gated monoatomic ion channel activity; GABA-A receptor activity; benzodiazepine receptor activity
Source: RefSeq, a predicted model, not a curated record
AUGUCUCCCAAAGUCCCGGCCGGUGUCCUCCUGCUGUCGGUCCUUCUGACCCGCUCUCUGACCCUGCAGGACAGGGACGAGGACUACGAGGACGUCACCGGGAACCAGAUGCUGGCCCCCAGAUCUCAGGACAGCGACGCCACGGAGAUCCUCAACAACCUGCUGCGGGAGUACGACAAGAAGCUGCGGCCGGACAUCGGAGUCAAACCAACCGUCAUCGACGUGGACAUCUUCGUGAACAGCAUCGGGCCAGUGUCCUCGAUCGAUAUGGAGUACCAGAUCGACAUCAUCUUCGCCCAGACGUGGACGGACAGCCGUCUGCGGUACAACGGCUCCAUGAAGAGGUUGACCCUCAACAGCAACAUGGUGGCCCUCAUCUGGCUGCCCGACACCAUCUUCAGGAACGCCAAGAACGCCGACGCCCACUGGAUCACCACGCCCAAUCAGCUGCUCCGGAUCUGGAACGACGGCAAGAUCCUGUACACGCUGAGACUGACGAUAAACGCAGAAUGCCAGCUGCAGCUGCACAACUUCCCGAUGGACGAGCACUCGUGUCCGCUCGUCUUCUCCAGCUACGGAUACCCGCGAGACGAGAUGAUUUACAAGUGGAGGAAGAACUCUGUGGAGGCGACGGACCAGAAGUCCUGGCGUCUCUACCAGUUUGACUUCAUGGGCCUGAGAAACACCACAGACAUCAUCAAGACCACCGCAGGGGACUACGUGUUGAUGACCGUGUUCUUUGACCUGAGCAGAAGGAUGGGCUACUUCACCAUCCAGACGUACAUCCCCUGCAUCCUCACCGUGGUCCUCUCCUGGGUGUCCUUCUGGAUCAAAAAGGACGCCACGCCGGCGAGAACGGCUUUAGGUAUCACCACGGUGCUGACCAUGACCACCCUGAGCAGCGUGGCCAGGACGUCUCUCCCCAGGGUGUCGUACGUCACCGCCAUGGACCUGUUCGUCAGCGUCUGCUUCCUGUUCGUGUUCGCCGCCCUGAUGGAGUUCGCCGCGCUGAACUACUGUUCACACGGCGGCCUGGAGCCGCGCCGACCGAACUACUCCGUCCUGGAUGUGAGGCCUCCUCUCUCCGUGGUCUCUCCUCACAGCUCCCUGUACUGGCAGGACUUUGAGGACGCUUGUGUGUUGGAGUGUCUGGAGGGCAAAGACUGCCGGAGCUUCUUCUGCUGCUUCGAGGAGUGCCGAGGAGGCGGCUGGAGGAGAGGCCGCCUCCACGUGGACCUGCUGGACCUGGACUUGUACUCGCGGGUCUUCUUCCCCACCUCCUUCCUGCUGUUCAACAUCGUGUACUGGGUGGGAUACCUCUACCUUUAGCCCGAAGCCGUUUCCCUUUAUUAUCCAUCCAUCAGUCAAAUCCAGUGGAUGAACACCAUCCAUAGUGCCUUCCUCUGGAGGGGGAGGGACAGAUCCACUACGAUAAUCAGGGGAUAAUGACUUAUUCAAAUUAAAAAAGCUGAUUUGACUGAUGACGGCUGUUGAGAUCACGUUCAUGAAACAGCCAA